AUGGCGUCGACGUCCGCCUCGCCGUCCGCCUCCGCGUCGCCGUCGGCCUUGUUGUGGCUCUAUGGCCUGGUGUUCUUCUCACAGUUCAAGCCCUCCGAGCCUUUUCUGGUGGAUUUCUUGGUGCAGGUGAAGGGCUUUACCAAUGAGGCCAUCUUUCAAGACAUGUUUCCAAUUUGGACCUACGCCCGAUUUCCACUGCUUUUAUUGACGGGUAUCUUUUCAGAGUUUGAAGUGGUGGCUGGACAGGGCGUUCUUUUGGUGGGUGCUAUAUGUGGAUUUGCCACUGUUCUGCUCACCUUAUUUGGAACCAGCUUUCUGCCGCAGCAAAUCGCACAGAUCACGGUGGCGGCCAAUUUUGCCUCGCGCUUUGCAGUGAAUGCGGUGAUUUUUCAGUUGGCAUCUCCAGAUCAUGUGCAGCAGGAUGUUCAUAUCAUGAAGGCAGUAUUGCUGCUGUCAAACGCAUGCUCUGCCAUUCUAGGUGAGGUUCUUCGAGAUUCUGGAGCCCCUCUGUCAAUGCUGUACGUGGUUUCUGCCGCUGCCACAGGACUUGCUUUGAUAUGUUCAAUCUUUCUUCUCGGAUCCAAGCCCUCAGCGCGAGAUAGCGGUCCAACAGGUCCAACAAGGCAGAAAGUCAUGGCAUCAUGUUCGGAUUUGAUGAAGAUCUUUCAGCUGCCCUGUGUUGCCUGGUGGACCAUUUGGGCCUUGGCUGUGAAUCCAGCUCAUGGCGUUGCUUUGACGUACUGGCAGAAUCUUUUGAAAGAUCAUGUGGCCGAGACGGAUCACAAUGGCUACAUGCUGGGGGUCAGCUACUUGGCAGCUGCACUACUGGUGGCCGCAUGUCGCAGAUCAUCGAUUUUGAGAAGCUGGACCUCCUGCUUGGUGAUUCUAUCGAUCCUCAGCAUGGGUUUGUUGCUGCUUCUGCUUACAAUCAGCAGCACCCAAGUAGUCUUCUAUCUCUUCUUAGUGGCGAUUCAGUGCAUCUAUGAAGUCAGCACGUCGGUAUCCACUUUCCAGGUCGGUUGCGAGGUCUGCACCUCGGUUUCUUCGUCCAACGGCCCAAGGGAGCCACGACUGGCGCUGCUCUUCUGCGUCACCGGAGUCCUGAGCGGCGCAGUGGCUUCGUUGGUGCAACACGUGCGGCCCAUCUCGAGACGUUUCCUGCUGGUGGCCGUGGUGCUGCUUCUUCUAGCGGCUCUUCUCACUGUCGCUGCUUUGACUCGCUACCUCUACCUGUCCUGGAAGCGUCGUGGAAGCCGACGGCGCGGCACGCAGGUGAUCUGUACCUCCCGAGAAGGAUCUGCUGAAGAGUGUGAGGACUGGAACAUGGAGGAAGAGGACUCAAAUGCUUCCAGCCCAAAGAACAGUCUCAUCACACUCAGCUACAAGGGUCAACAGACCACCUUUCGCCCAUGGGAUCCCUCCAGAUGCCCUCUGGCAGCUUCCAUCCACAAUCGCUUGAUUCACUUCCCGAUUCAGCCAAACAGCAACGUCUUCGCCAUUUUCUGGUCACUCAAUAGCUUGAGUCACAUCUCGGACACUCUGGGCCCCUCCGGAAAUCUGAUUGCUGUGCUUAGCCAUGAUACACCGCUGAAGCCAGAGACGCUUCAUCGUUUCAUCAUGAGGCACAAGAACACCACAGUGAUCUUUGAAGAUAUCAAGGAAGCGAGUCUGGAGCGAUACACAAGACUCUUGAGCUUGCCGGAUGAUAGCAGGUGGGCCUUUUUGAUGGCCCUGCACCCUCGCUUGGGUGCCAACAGCCCUGCCAGGCUGCUGAAACCGGAAGCUGAGAAGAUCUGCAAGAUCAUCUUCGACUUCCUCGUGUGCACUACGCCAUCUCAGAUCAAGAGUUUGGUGAUGUGGCAAGGGCAAGACGAGUCUCAGGAAGAGGAAACCACCGUGGCGAUCUUUGAUCAGGCGUUGAAGCACAUCAACAUCCUUCAACAUUGGAGGAAGCCGAAGCCUACAAAGCCGAAGAUGGAGAAGAGUUCGGAAGGAGAGUCAGGUCAAGAAAAAGACAAUGAGAGGAUUUGGGUGAUCAUGGAUAUGAGAACCAAAUUGAUCGUCAGUCGAAACCUGGACUUCAAGUUGGUCAACGAGAUGGCCAAGAUUGGGUUAUUGGCAAAGGAGCAGCUGGCUCUGACUCCCUGGUUCCCAGAUCGUUCGCUGCUGCUAUGCAGGUAUGCUGUUUCUCGAGAUGAAAGGCAAGCCGGACAGGCAUCGGCUUCAGGAGCGGAAGACAAAGAGCGCGGAAAGGAGACGCGAACGCAGAAAAUCCAGCGUCCACCAAAAGCUGCGUCUAUGCAGGUACCAAGUUUCAUACCAAAAACGCCAGUACGAGAAGAGGACAUGCAAGUGGGACAGGCAUCAGCGACUUCAGGAACGGAAGACAAGGAACGCAAAAAGGAGGCAAACCGACCUCAGAAGGUCCAGCGUCCGCCGAGUGCUGUGUCCAUGCCGGUACCAAGUUUCGGAUCAAGAACACGAGAAGACAAAGAACUGUCAGCAUCUAUGUCGCGGUUUCAGCCACCUGAGGCUCCGUCGAUACAAAUGAUGCAAGAUGGAGGCCAAGACUUUCAAGCCAAGGGCAAGUACAAGCGGCCGAAUCGUGCCGAUUAUGCCCCGCCCGGCUUGGGUAACUCACAGGCAGCGCAGCCAAAUCAACCUUGGAUGGCAUCAGAGGAGGCGCAGUUGCUCUCCAGUUUGCAGGCCAGACACGCACAAGCGCAGCAAGCGGAGCAAGCGCAGCAAAGCGGCCCAUCGAGGCUUCAGCACUGGGCUGGGCCACCUGGACUACAGAGUCUACGUGGGUUCCCAGAUCAGGCGCUUCCGACAGCUGCCGCACAACAGGCCCAGUGGCAAGCACAGGCACAGAUGUUUCCUAUGAACAUGGGUCAUCCCCCUGGCUGCGGCGGCUGCCAAGGCUGCCACGGCUCGGGCUGUGGCAAAGGAGGGCAGCUGCCACCGUGGCCCGCAAUGGGAGGUCAGCUCAACCAGCUGCCUUUCCCCUUUGAGGACCAAUUGGGAGGGGGCUAUAUGCCACUGAACUUGUGA
This is a messenger RNA of Cladocopium goreaui, 3051 nucleotides long. The record is from the annotation of a GenBank genome assembly. NCBI's taxonomy places the organism in Eukaryota, Dinophyceae, Suessiales, Symbiodiniaceae.